CAACUACAAACGUGUUUAUGUUUAUAUUUACUUCUGUAAUCUUAAAAGUGUUCUGACUAUUUUAUAAACAAAAUGGCUGAAAGGAAAGCUGUCAAUAAAUAUUAUCCUCCUGAUUGGACUCCAAAUAAAGGUUCCAUCAAUAAAUUUAGGGGCACUCAUGCUCUUAGAGAAAGAGCCCGAAAACUUCAUAUGGGCAUUCUCAUUAUUAGAUUUGAAAUGCCAUUUAACAUUUGGUGUAAUGGAUGUGAAAAUCAUAUUGGGAUGGGAGUCCGCUAUAAUGCUGAAAAAACGAAAGUUGGAAUGUAUUAUACAACUCCUAUAUAUAAAUUCAGAAUGAAAUGUCAUUUAUGCACCAAUCAUUUUGAAAUACAGACGGACCCAGCGAAUUUAGAUUAUGUUAUCUUAAAUGGGGCAAGGCGACAGGAAAGGAGAUGGGAUCCAACACAGAAUGAACAAGUUGUACCUGAAGAAAAGGAAGUCAGCAAGAAGCUCAUGACUGAUUCUAUGUUUUGUCUUGAACAUAAUGUAAAUGAUAAAGUAAAACAGAAAACUAUCUUGCCAUCAUUACGGAAAUUGGAAGAAUCCAGAGAAAAAUGGAAAGAUGAUUAUCUAUUAAAUAAAACACUUCGACAGCAAUUUAGGGAAAAGAAACGAGAAAUAGCUUGUGUAGAAAGUAAGGACAAGCAGCUGUUAAAAAGGUGUUCCUUGAAUAUUACUUUGUUACCUGAAGUUGAUGAAGAUCGUAAAUUAGCUGGACUUUUAAAACUUGCUCCUCUAUAUAAUUUUGAAGAAAAACAAAAAUUAAAAAGAGAAGAAACUAUGUCAAGACCUUUGUUUCCACUCCCCUAUAAAAAUAUGCCUAUUUUAGCAAGCUCAGUUCGAGAAUCCAAAAUGAAAGAGUUGUUAAAACCUUUAACUAAGACUGAAUUAGGAAUAACUCUUAAAAAUGAAAGAGACAACAUUUUAAAAUCAACUUCUCAUGAAUCUGAAGAAUCAGGUAGUGAAUUGGAAGCAACACAUAAGAAUGAAAGCAAAAAUGCAGUGGCAAAAAUGCAGUCAAAUGAAUCUGAAAAUCCAAAAGAAUCUAGUGAUUUGAAAGCUUCAUUAGUAGCAUGUGAUUAUGAUUCAUCAGAUUCUGACGAAGAAAAAACUUAGAUAUUUUAUUUACAUUUUUGAAAGAAAAAAAAUCUGUGAUUGCCAAAAUUGGGGAUGUAUUCUAUGUAAAAUAUUAAAUUAUCUAAAUGUAAUAUUUAUGUAUAUAGAAUUAACUAAAUUAAAAUUUGUUGUAUUUAAAUUUGAUUUUUUUUUUUUUUUUUGUUAUGCAAACAAUCUGGGUUUUUUUUUUUUUUUUUUUUUUGUGAUAGAAAUGUAAUUAAAAGCAAAUUUUGUGAUUUUGAACUGUGGUCAAAAAGACAUUUGAAGAGGUUUCACCCUGCAGCAGACUAGAACACAUUAUUUAUACUUGCAGCUCUUUGGUGGAAUCAAGUUUAGUAUAUGUGAUCAUACUAUCUUAAGUUCAAGACUGUGAAAAAUAGGCAAUCAUGGUCCAAGUAUAUGUAAAAAAUUUUGCUUUACAUUAUAGUUGUGUAUAUGUAUCUGUAUAAAUCUACAAAUGUGAUAUUAAAAAAGUUAUAUGUUA
Messenger RNA from Argiope bruennichi, 1639 nucleotides. Its product is annotated as coiled-coil domain-containing protein 130 homolog. The transcript has 7 exons. Gene Ontology annotation, biological process: mRNA splicing, via spliceosome. The coding region runs from base 73 to 1155 and encodes 360 amino acids. The record is from RefSeq and is a predicted model, not a curated record. NCBI's taxonomy places the organism in Eukaryota, Metazoa, Arthropoda, Arachnida, Araneae, Araneidae. Gene Ontology annotation, cellular component: U2-type spliceosomal complex; post-mRNA release spliceosomal complex.